This is a messenger RNA of Cucumis melo (muskmelon), 1694 nucleotides long. RefSeq names its product mitochondrial phosphate carrier protein 3, mitochondrial-like. Gene Ontology annotation, molecular function: phosphate transmembrane transporter activity. Bases 150 to 1262 code for a protein of 370 amino acids. The transcript is spliced from 6 exons. Gene Ontology annotation, biological process: mitochondrial phosphate ion transmembrane transport. The record is from RefSeq and is a predicted model, not a curated record. Gene Ontology annotation, cellular component: mitochondrial inner membrane. NCBI's taxonomy places the organism in Eukaryota, Viridiplantae, Streptophyta, Magnoliopsida, Cucurbitales, Cucurbitaceae.
CUCCAUUUCUCCGUUACCAUUACAGAGAAAAUCAAAGAAAUUUGGCGUUGAGAGAUUGGGAGAGAGGUUUCUCUUUCUAGGGUUGCUUCUUCUUCUUCAUCCUCCAUUGUUGCAAAUUUCACUUCCUUCUCCUCUUGUUCUCAUCUCCCAUGGCGCUCUCUGAUAAACCCUCUCGCCAAUCUCUGAUCCCCAGCUUCCUUUACUCUUCCCCUUCUUCCACUCGAACUCUUCCUCUCAUGAAGAUGCUUCAGUCUUCACCCACUCUCGAUUCGGUUUCCUCUCCUUCUCCUAAGACCUUUGUUAUUCCCUCCCCCACUGAGCCCUCUAAGAAGAUCGAGAUGUACUCUCCAGCCUUUUACACUGCUUGUACUUUUGGUGGAAUUCUCAGCUGUGGUCUUACUCAUAUGGCUGUUACUCCUCUUGAUUUGGUUAAAUGUAAUAUGCAGAUUGAUCCUGCGAAAUACAAAAGUAUUUCAUCUGGUUUUGGAGUUUUGCUCAAGGAGCAGGGUGUGAGGGGUUUCUUCAGGGGCUGGGUGCCUACCCUUCUUGGGUACAGUGCACAGGGUGCUUGCAAGUUUGGAUUCUACGAGUUCUUUAAGAAGUAUUACUCUGAUAUUGCUGGACCUGAGUACGCUGCUAAGUACAAGACCUUGAUCUACCUUGCCGGUUCUGCAUCUGCUGAGGUGAUUGCUGAUAUUGCACUUUGCCCUUUUGAAGCAGUGAAGGUUCGUGUUCAAACUCAGCCUGGUUUUGCUAGAGGUCUAGCUGAUGGACUUCCCAAGUUCGUCAGAUCUGAAGGAACUCUUGGGUUGUACAAGGGUAUUGUUCCACUCUGGGGACGACAGAUUCCAUACACGAUGAUGAAGUUUGCAUCCUUUGAGACAAUAGUUGAGAUGCUAUACAAGUAUGCCAUUCCCACACCAAAGGACCAGUGCAGCAAAUCUCUCCAGCUUGGUGUUAGUUUUGCUGGUGGAUAUGUGGCUGGUGUUUUCUGUGCUAUCGUGUCUCAUCCUGCCGAUAAUCUUGUGUCGUUCCUCAACAACGCCAAAGGAGCCACUGUUGGUGAUGCUGUCAAGAAGCUCGGAUUAUGGGGUCUCUUCACCCGUGGGCUACCUCUCCGUAUUGUGAUGAUUGGAACUCUUACUGGUGCUCAAUGGGGUAUCUAUGAUGCCUUCAAAGUAUUUGUUGGACUGCCUACCACCGGUGGCCCGGCGCCUGCUGCUGCCCCUGCACCUGCUGCAGCUGAGCUUGCAAAGGCGUGAGGUUGAUGCAUGAUAGACCAACAGGAGUUUUGUUGUUUUUCGCGAGUUGAGGAGAAACCUCUUCAUAGGAAAUUGAAUAAACAUAACCAUUUAGCGAUGCUGCUUACAGUCCUCAAAGCCUGAAGAAUAUCUUUAUAGAAUGGAUGGACCCUUUUCCAUUCGGUUUUUUGUUUCCCGUUUAUUACUCGGCAUUCAUUGAAUUUGUUAAGCCAAGGAUGGUUUUGAUCUCAUCCUUGUGCUAGCUUUUGGAUACUCGGCAUUCAUCCUUGCUAGCUUUUGUAGUAGUUAAGAAUUCAGAUAGAGAAUUGCAGUUUAAUGGUUUUAAAAACCAUGUCAGGAACAAACUUGUUGUACCACCCAUGUCAGCAACAAACUUUCGCCAAAUAAACUGACGGAUAAUGGGCAAAGGAACAAAAUUUGGCUGAGUUUUCA